CAAAAACGUAAACAACGACGCACUUGGCGAGGAAAAUAUUGCAUCUCGCAUAAUCCCCGAUUAUUCGGUCCAAAUACAUAUUAUCCGUGGUUUGUUUUAACGGAUAUGAAAACGAUUCGGUGUAAAUUUGCUGCGAAUAAUGUUUAAAUCCAGUUUCUGCAAGCAAUUGAUUCGCUAACGUGUAGAUAAUUAGGUCAAUACUUCGGGGCAGAAGCCCGAGAAGCAUCUUUGGAUACGCUGAUUUGGGGUGGUUCACAAACACUUGACAAUCGGCAGCAAUGGAACGUGAAAAUAUCAUCUUACGGCGUCGGAAGAAGACUAUGCUUACGCUGGACCAAAAGCUGUGCCUGAUCGAUCGGCACGAGAGCGGCGAAACGCCCCAGAAUCUGGCCAAAUCGUUCAAAAUAGGCGAACAGACGGCGCGCGACAUCAUCAAGCAGAAGGAGAAGAUACGAAAGUUUGUGCAGAACUGUGAAUCGUCCGAAGGACCGAUCAAGCGGAAAAGCAUGAAAGUGUCCUCGUUCGAGGAGCUGGACGAGAGCAUGCUCCGAUGGUACAACGAAAACCGUGCCUCCGGUAUACCGGUCACGAGCGCCAUGUGCAUCCAGCAGGCCAAGCUGCUGCACGAACAGCUGGGUCUGAAGGGCACGUUCAACGCUUCGGCCGGCUGGUUGAGCCGAUUCAAACAGCGAUACGGCAUCGCGGGCGUCUACUCGCACUCCGUCGCAAAAACGGGCUGCUCGGUGGCGGCGUUUACGUUUCAGUACCAGUUUCAGCAAUUGAUACAAAAGGAGGACUACCUGCUGGAUCAGAUUUACAACGCGGACGAGACGGGCCUGUACUGGAAAUCGAUACCGUCCAAGAUUGCUGGCCAGGAAGGGCAAACGACGAGUUCAUCGGGCGAGCGCGUAACCGUAGUGUGCUGCACAAAUGCGGCCGGCACGCACAAACUGGACCUGACCGUGAUUGGGAAAACCAAAUGUCCCUGGUCAGAACAGUCGGAGCCGAAAACCUCCGUAAACUACUACGAAAUGAAGAGCGGCUGGGCGAGCAAGGAAAUCUUUCGCAACUGGUUCGAGUACAAGUGGGUGCCGGAGGUGCGCGAAUUUCUGGCCAGCAGAGGAUUGCCGCAGCGAGCCAUUCUGAUCCUAGACACGUCGCCCUGCCACAUUACGGACAGUUUGCUGCGGUCCGCGGACGGCUGUAUGGUGGUUAAGUUUUUGCCCUCCGAUGUCGCCAACCUGGUACAGCCGAUGCAGCAGGGCAUCGUAUCGCUGCUGAAGUGGAACUAUCGGACCGAUUUGCUGAAGCAGCUGCAGACGGAAACGACGGAACGCAUUAAGAAUCGAACGAUGGAGGACGCCAUGCUGGGGUUGGAGCAGUCGUGGGCCAAAAUUACACCGCUAGCGAUAAGGAAUGCCUGGGACAAGCUGAUCACAGACACGGACCAGUACGUGGUGGAGAACGAAAUCGUCGACGCCAGCAGCGUCGAAGGGAUGAUGCUGGUUGAUCACGAAACCGACCUGGUGGAGGAGGUGGAGGACAUGGAUGACGACAUCGAGGAGGUGGAGGAAAUCAUACAGUUUACCGACGAUAUUGAGCAGGUGGAAGAAGUCGAGCAGUUCGACCAUGUCGCUCCGAUCGAGCAGGUCGACGUUAUUAACCACCACCAGCAGGAGCAGGAGCAGGAGCAGCACGAGGAGCAGAAUAUGAUGGUGAACUGGAUAGACGUUAACGAGGCGGCAGGUAUCAAGAGUGAAGAUUAUGUAGACGUGGGAGUAGAGUUUGCCGAAGUGAGAGAAAAUGCCGUCGAGAGCGACGACGCCUCUGGCGAUGAAGGCGAGGAUCGACGGAUUGAGUUGCAGACCGCGCUAACGUCGGUGGAAACGCUGCUCGGAUUCGUCGAUCUGAAGGGACUCACGCCGGAUGAUAAGAAAGCGUUCAAAAAGAUUAAGACGGAUAUACGGAAUCUAAUGAAAAGUGUACAAGCUAGGAAGCAGUAGGGUAAAUCGCAAAACAAAAGACACUCUACACCUAAGUGUUACGGCUAAUGAUAUCUAGGGUUAAAAAACAAACAUUGUAACCUGGCGAGCUAAGCGUGUUCGGCGGGGUAGUGCAUCUUCAUUCACAAAGCAGUUAUAUAUUUUUGCGUGUAAAAUAUUGCAUAUCGUACGUUUAAUGUUUUUAUACGGGACUGACAACAUGUACGCUAUAAAACAACCAAAAUAAACGGUUUGCUGGCUUAAGACUAGCAAUAAUUACA
Messenger RNA from Anopheles arabiensis, 2263 nucleotides. RefSeq names its product jerky protein homolog-like. NCBI's taxonomy places the organism in Eukaryota, Metazoa, Arthropoda, Insecta, Diptera, Culicidae. The transcript is spliced from 2 exons. The record is from RefSeq and is a predicted model, not a curated record. Gene Ontology annotation, molecular function: DNA binding. The coding region runs from base 279 to 2003 and encodes 574 amino acids. Gene Ontology annotation, cellular component: nucleus.